UUAAGUAGUGUCGCGAAAUACGAAUAUAUCUGAUAAAAAUUUUUAUUUUUUCAAAAUUUACAAAAGAAAAAUGCCACCGAUAACUACAGAAAAUAAUUUGUUGGUUUAUCAAGGCUGCAAUUUCUUAAAACAAAGAUUAAUAUUAUCGGUUCUUAGUGGAAAACCUAUUAAAAUAAUAGACAUAAGAGAUAAUUCUAUAGACCCAGGAUUAAAAGAAUAUGAAAUUAGCCUUAUUCGAAUGAUAGAUAAAAUCACAAAUGGUACAAAAAUUGAACUGGACUCGACAGGUACAUCUCUUUAUUUCAGUCCUGGCCUUUUGCACGGUGGAUUAUUGACACAUGACUGUUGUGUUGAAAGAAAUAUAGGAUAUUAUCUAGAAGCUUUAAUAGCCUUAGGUCCAUUUUGUAAAGAACCAAUCAACGCUAAACUAAGAGGCGUUACGAAUAGUAGUGAAAGCCCUUCAGUUGACUACGUUAAGCAAUCAGCAAUUCCUCUUCUAAAAAAAUUUUUAAUUGUUGAUGAUGGUUUGGAAAUGCACAUAAUUAAAAGGGGAUUGAAACCAAGUGGUGGCGGUGAAAUAUCAUUUAAAUGUCCUGUACGAAAAAACAUUCGAGCUAUUCAAUUUGUAAAGUCAGGAAUGGUGAAAAGAAUAAGGGGAAUCGUAUUUGGUUGCAAAGUUUCUCCAGCUUUAGGAAAUAGGGCCGUUGAAUCUGCAAAAGGUGUCAUGCUUAACUUUUUGCCGGACGUAUAUAUAAAUACAGAUCAAAACCGCGGAAAAACGAGUGGUAACAGUCCUGGUUAUGGUAUAUCUUUAGUCGCAGAAACAACUGAUGGGGUUUUUUAUGGGGCUGAAGGCGUAUAUGAUGUUACUGAGAAGGGGGAAAAUCUGAUUACACCGGAAGAUUUAGGAAAAGAUGUAGCAUUUAAGUUAAUAGAUGAAAUAUAUCGUGGUGGAUGUGUCGAUUCCAGUUUUCAAUGGUUGGCUUCACUUUAUAUUGCACUUGGAGAGAAAAAUAUAUCAAAAUUUCUAACGGGGCCGCUAUCCCAAUACACCAUAAAUUUCCUACAACACCUACGAGAUUUUUUUGCAAUAACAUUCAAAUUAUCUAAUAUCGAAGAAGAGGAAGAAGAAGAGGAAGCAGAAGGUGGUAAUAACAGCAAAGAUCGUGAUCGCGAGUGCCUUCAAGUCUUAAUGACGUGUGUUGGAGUAGGUUACAAAAAUAUAAGUAAACGUAUAAUCUAAUUCUCAUUUUAUAAAUAAAUAUCCCCGGAUUAA
Condylostylus longicornis is the source of this 1276-nucleotide messenger RNA. RefSeq names its product probable RNA 3'-terminal phosphate cyclase-like protein (gene Rtc1). The record is from RefSeq and is a predicted model, not a curated record. Gene Ontology annotation, cellular component: nucleolus. NCBI's taxonomy places the organism in Eukaryota, Metazoa, Arthropoda, Insecta, Diptera, Dolichopodidae. The transcript is spliced from 5 exons. Gene Ontology annotation, biological process: ribosome biogenesis; endonucleolytic cleavage of tricistronic rRNA transcript (SSU-rRNA, 5.8S rRNA, LSU-rRNA). Bases 71 to 1243 code for a protein of 390 amino acids. Gene Ontology annotation, molecular function: RNA endonuclease activity.